AUGAGAGAGAUCGUCGUCUUCUGCUGCCUGGCCGCCGGCGCCGCGACCGUGGACUGGCGCGCGGCGCUGGACCUCGACGAGACGCCCUACGUCCAGCGGGCGCGGUCCGCGGGCUGGCGCGCGGACCUCGCCGCGGCGCUCGACUUCGACCUCGCGAGCCUCGGGUCCGCCCACGCCCUGGCGCAGAGCCAGGUGUCCAAGGAGGGCUGGCUCGCGACGCACGCGCGCUGGGUCGAGCGGUCGCCCUGCGGCGGCGCGGCCGUCGCGGGCGCGGCGCCGGGGACCGAGCGCGCUCGCCGCGACGUCGACGGCGACGGCGUCGCCGAGGCGUUCGCGGCGGCCGUGCACCCCGUCUGCGUCGGCGACGUCGCCGUGGACGCCCACUUCGGCCACUGCGGCCUCGCGACCUGCGGCGCCGCGGCGGCGACGCGGCCCUGGACCGCGGACCUGCCGAGUCCGUACUACGCGGCGCCGCGGGCGCCGCGCAACGGCGUCGGGAGCGCCGGCGUGGCCUGCCGCCCGACGUUCCGGCCCCGGGGCCCCGUGGCGAACCCGCUCAACGGCCACCGCUACGACGUCGACGGCCGUCUCUUCGUCGUCGGCCGCGCGGUCUCGACGGACGGCGCGCCGGCGGCGUUCGCGACGGUGGAGCUCUGGCACGCGGACCCCUACGGCGUCGCGCCCUUCGGGGGCUGGACGCCCCUCGCGCGCGCCCACGCGGCCGCCGGCACGCUCCCGGCCGAGGACCACUACAGCCCCGCGCGCGACGGCACGGGCUGCCACGGCGUCGCCGUCGCGGACGCCGCCGGCCGCUUCUCGUUCGAGACCGUCAACCCCGGCGCCUACGGCCCGCCCCAGCACGUCGAGCUCCGCAUCACGGGGAGCGACGCGGCGGCGCCGCUCUACACCAAGGUCUACCUCGGCGACGACCCCGAGCUCCUCCUCCUCGCGAGAGACAACCGCGCGUCGCUCGCGCUCGAGCCCCGCGUCGUCGCGCCGGGCCCGGCGCCGGGGGCGCUCCCGCGGGCCCGCGACUUCCUCGUGAACCGCACGCUCGAGCUCAACGUGACCCUCGCGCCGGCGCCGGCCGUCGCGUCGGACUUUUCGGGCCUCUGGAGCGACGGCCGGGGCUUCGUGCGAGUCGCGUCGAACGGCGCGCGCUUCGUCGCCGCCGAGGCGCCGACGGCCCGGACCUGGGGCGCCGUCACGGCGGCCCACGCGGGGCCCUACGCGCUCCGCGGCGCCGACUUCCGCGCGCCGGGCAACGCGCCCCCGGCCACGGGCGACCUGCGCUUCGCGGCCGCGGCCGCGGGCGCCGGCGACGCGAUCGCGUGGAGCGACGGGUCCACGUGGACGCGCGCGCACGGGCCGGACCUGCCGACCUACCGCUACCUGCGCCUCGUCAUGACCGAGUCGCUGCGGACGCGACCGGGCGGCCGCGUCGAGCUCGACGACGUCGUCGUCUACGGCGGCGUCUUAGGGCGCGCGGAGCCGCGGCGCCGCGCGCCGCCCGCGCCCUUGACGGGCCGCGCGGCGCCCGCGCCCUACCGCUGCUGGGCGUCGACGAAUUCCGAGGACUGCUUCAAGGCCUUGGAUGGGGACGCGAGCCCGGGCACGUCCUGGACGAGCGACGCCGUCGGCGGCUGGGCGGGCAAGCUCUCGGCGCCGCAGGUUUUGGGCUGGGACGUCGGCGCCGCGGGCGCGCUCGCGCCGACGGCGCUCGUCAUCAAAUGCGGCGCGCGCCACAUCUCGCUGCAGAACGUCGGCGCGCUCGACUGCCCGCGCUUCUUCGUUUUGGAGGGCGCGCGCGACGGCGAGGACCCGGACGACGACGCCGCCUACGAGCCCAUCUUCGAGCACCGCGUCUGGAACGCGCGGCACAACGGCGCGGAGACCUACGGCCCGGACGGCGCCGUCUUCGAGUUCGCCGCGGGGACGCGGUUUUUAGGGCGCGCCGCCGGCGAGCGCUGCGGCUCCUGCGGCGCCGACGGCGGCUGCGCGGCGGCGGGGCCGGACCGGACGUGCGCGUCGGCCUACUGCGGCGGCGACGGUCUGUGCGCGGCGUCGGCGCCGGCCUGCCCCGCGGGGUCGGAGCUCGUCGUGCGGUCGCCCGACGACUUUGGCUGCGAGGCCUGCGCCGCGGGCCGCUUCGCCGCGCCCGGGGCUUCGACGUGCAACGGGACCUGCGCGGCGGGCUUCUACUGCCCCGACGGGUCGACGGCCGCGACGGCGCGCGCCUGCGGCGGCGCGACGGUCUACUGCCCCGCGGGCAGCGCCGCGCCGCGGCCCGUGCCCGCGGGCUACUACGCCAUCUUCGCGCGGAACGCGGGCGCGGCGGCCGUCGAGCGCUGCCCGCGGGGGUCCUACUGCGCCGGCGGCGUCAAGCGGCCCUGCCCGGCGGGCACCUACGGCAACGAGACGACGCUCGCCUCACCCGGCUGCUCCGCGCUCUGCCGGUCGCCGGGGUCGUCGUGCGUCGAGGGCAGCGUCGCGCCCGAGCGGUGCCCGCCGGGCACGUUCUGCCCGGGCAACGGCGCGCCCAAGUACCCCUGCCCGCCGGGCACCUACGGCGAAAAGUCCGGCCUCGUCGACGCGCGCUGCUCCGGCCCCUGCCCCGCGGGGUUCUGGUGCCCCGCGGCGUCGACGGCGCCCCGCGACGCGCCGUGCCCGCCGGGGAGUUACGGCGCGCGGCCGGGCCUGAGGGACGCGGCCUGCAGCGGCGCGUGCGAGCCCGGCUACUACUGCCCCGCCAACAGCACGUCGGCGCGCGAGAAGCCCUGCGGCGACGUCGCGUUCCUCGGCGACGGCGCGGCCGUCGCCGCGUAUUGCCCCGAGGGCUCGGGCGCGCCGCGGCCCGCGGCGCCGGGCCACUACGUCGCCGGCGGGGCGCCGGGCCGCCGCGAGGCGCAGGCGGCCUGCGGGCCGGGCUUCCGCUGCGCCCGGGGCUCCCGCUACGCCUGCGAGGCGGGCACGUACCGCCGCGGCCCGGGCCUCGAGGUCGCGGGCGUCGCGGGCGCGCGCCCCGCGCCGGCGACGGGCGACGCCAGCUGCGACGCCUGCCCGCCAGGCCACUACUGCCCCCGGGGCGCGGACGCGCCCGUCCCCUGCCCGCCGGGCCGCUGGGGCAACGGCACGGGCCUCGGGUCGCCCGCGUGCGACGGCGCGUGCGACCGCGGCCACUACUGCCCGGCGGGCUCGCUCGCGCGCGACGCGCGGCCCUGCCCCGGCGGGACCUUCGGCAACACCACGGGCCUGACGACGCCGGCCUGCUCCGCGGCCUGCGUCGGCGACGCCGAGGGCCGCGGCGCCUGCGCCGUCGCGGCGUGCGAGGCGGGCUACUACUGCCCGGCGGCGUCGACGCACGGCCGCGCGCGCGAGUGCGGCGAGGGCCACUACUGCCCGCCGGGGUCCGCGAGCCCCGUGCCCGUCGCCCGGGGCAUGGUCGGCGUCGGCGGCGGCGGGCCGACGACGCGCGCGGCGCAGGCCGCGUGCCCGACGUGCUGCCCGGACGGCGCGACGCGCUGCGCCGCGCCGCGCGACGCGCUCUACGCGCGCGCCUAA
Molecule: messenger RNA, 3561 nt
Organism: Aureococcus anophagefferens
Lineage: Eukaryota; Pelagophyceae; Pelagomonadales; Pelagomonadaceae
Exons: 1
Coding region: 1-3561 (1186 amino acids)
Molecular function (GO): oxidoreductase activity, acting on single donors with incorporation of molecular oxygen, incorporation of two atoms of oxygen; iron ion binding
Source: RefSeq, a predicted model, not a curated record